This is a messenger RNA of Culex quinquefasciatus (southern house mosquito), 4473 nucleotides long. RefSeq names its product transient-receptor-potential-like protein (gene trpl). Gene Ontology annotation, biological process: regulation of cytosolic calcium ion concentration; calcium ion transmembrane transport; manganese ion transport. Gene Ontology annotation, cellular component: membrane; cation channel complex. Gene Ontology annotation, molecular function: inositol 1,4,5 trisphosphate binding; store-operated calcium channel activity; protein binding. The record is from RefSeq and is a predicted model, not a curated record. NCBI's taxonomy places the organism in Eukaryota, Metazoa, Arthropoda, Insecta, Diptera, Culicidae.
AUGGCUUCUGCAAGUCACAGUGGACAGAUCGCGGCCGUUUGCUUCUAGUCUAGUCGCUAGAGGGGGACCUCGCUAGGGUGCGGUUCUUUGGCGGUUUUGGUGCGGGUCAGUGUUCGGUGGGUUCGGUUUUCCGACGAGGGGACACUGUGGAUUGACCGGACCGUGAAGAAUCCUCUCCGCAUGGUGGCGGAAUUUGUCUAAAUCGAGACAGCUGGAAGAGAGAGUCGUUUCAGAGCAGGGACCAACAAGAGUUAGCUCGUCCAGUGCCACGGCGACACCGCGAAGCGCGUUUCGAUUAACGAAUGCUGCCAUUUUUCGUGAUCGCUAACCACUGCUAAAACUGAAGAUGUCCAACGAGAAGAAAGACCCCGGAGGGGUUGGCCUCCAGAUCGAGGCACCCUCACCGGUACCCUCCAACUCCAUCCUGACCAUGCCCAUCGGCAACAUCAACCUGCCCGUGCCCCUGUCCCUGGAGGAGAAAAAGUAUCUGCUGGCGGUUGAGCGAGGCGAUCUUGCCACGGUGAAGAGAAUCCUCCAGCGUGCCCACCGGAAGCAUCACAUCAACGUGAACUGCGUGGACUCACUGGGUCGUGGUGCGCUCACCUUGGCGAUCGACGGUGAGAACCUGGAGAUGGUCGAGAUGCUUGUGAUCAUGCAGGUCGAGACCAAGGACGCACUGCUGUUAGCCAUCAACGCCGAGUUUGUGGAAGCUGUAGAGCUAUUGCUGGAGCACGAAGAACUGAUCCACAAGGAAGGGGAACCUUACAGCUGGCAAAAGGUCGAUAUCAACACGGCCAUGUUUACGCCGGACGUGACGCCGCUGAUGUUGGCGGCUCACAAGAACAACUAUGAAAUCUUGAAGAUUCUGCUCGAUCGUGGAGCGACUCUUCCGAUGCCCCACGAUGUCAAGUGCGGUUGUGAUGAGUGUAUUCGUCGAUCGUCGGAGGAUUCGCUGCGUCACUCGUUGGCCCGUGUCAAUGAGUACCGUGCGUUGGCGAGUCCGUCGUUGAUCGCGCUCAGUUCGCAGGAUCCACUGCUGACGGCUUUCCAGCUGUCUUGGGAGUUGCGUAACUUGGCCUUUGCUGAACAGGAGUGCAAAUCGGAAUAUCUCGAGUUGCGUCGGCAGUGUCAGACGUUUGCCGUGGAUUUACUGGAUCAGUCGCGUAGCUCGCAAGAGUUGGCCAUCAUUUUGAACUAUGAUCCGGAGUCGCCGCCGUACAUGGAUGGCGAUCAUAUGAAACUGACUCGGUUGGAGCUUGCGAUUGACUACAAACAGAAGAAAUUUGUCGCUCAUCCGAACAUCCAGCAACUGUUGGCCGCCAUGUGGUACGAGGGAGUUCCUGGGUUCCGUCGCAAGUCUGCGCUGGACAAGAUCGCGAUCAUCACCAAAGUGGCCGUCCUGUUCCCGCUGUACUGUAUGCUCUACAUGAUCGCGCCGACCUGUGAAACGUCCAAGUUUAUGCGAAAACCGUUCAUGAAGUUCUUGAUCCAUGCGUCGUCGUAUUUGUUCUUCCUGUUUCUGUUGAUAUUGGUGUCCCAGCGAGCUGAAGUUCAGGUAGUUCUACUGUUUGGUACGGAGAGUAUGAAACGAGCCCUACAGGAAGAGUUGGCCCGCCAGCGAGGCAACGGUCCAACGUAUCUCGAGUGCCUCGUGGUCAUCUACGUGAUCGGAUUCAUCUGGGAGGAAACUCAGGAGAUCUUCGCCGAAGGCAUCCAGAGCUACCUGAAGAACAUGUGGAACUUUAUCGACUUUUCUCGAAACUUCCUGUACUGCUGCGUGGUGUUGCUUCGAGUGAUCGCGUACAUUCAGCAGACGUCGGAGGUUAACAAAGACCCGAGUACGGCGUACAUUGCACGUGAGAACUGGGACGAUUUUGACCAGCUGAUCGCGGAAGGUCUGUUCGCAGCGGCCAACAUCUUCUCGGCCCUGAAACUGGUCCAUCUGUUCUCGAUCAACCCGCAUCUCGGACCGCUGCAGAUCUCGCUCGGUCGCAUGGUCAUCGAUAUCGUCAAGUUCUUCUUUAUCUACUCUUUGGUACUGUUUGCAUUCGCUUGUGGUCUGAACCAACUGCUCUGGUACUUUGCCGACCUGGAAAAGUCAAAGUGCUACAGCUUGAAGGGAGGACUACCGGAUUGGGACAACCAAGGGGACGCCUGCAUGAAGUGGAGACGUUUCGGAAACCUCUUCGAGUCGUCGCAGUCACUGUUUUGGGCCAGCUUCGGCAUGGUCGGGCUGGAGAGCUUCGAACUGCAGGGCAUCAAGUCGUACACGCGCUUCUGGGGUCUGCUCAUGUUCGGUUCGUACAGCGUGAUCAACGUGAUUGUGCUGUUGAACCUCCUCAUCGCUAUGAUGUCCAACUCGUACGCCAUGAUCGAGCAACACUCGGACACCGAGUGGAAGUUUGCCCGGACGCGCCUCUGGAUGAGCUACUUCGAGGAGAGUUCGACGCUGCCGCCGCCCUUCAACAUCUUCCCGACCAUGAAGCACCUGCUGCGGAUCUUUGGCAAGAAGAAGAAGCGCGACAUCAAGCGCGAGUCGACCAUCCGCCGCAAGGAGGACAAGGAGCGGGCCGAGCGUUACACGAACGUUAUGCGGGCGCUGGUGUGGCGUUACGUGUCGGCCAUGCACCGCCGCAUGGAGGAAAGUGCCGUUACGGAGGACGAUAUCAACGAGGUCAAGGGUGAAAUCUCCGCCAUGCGGUACGAGCUGCUGGAGAUCUUCGAGAAGAAUGGCAUGGAUGUGUCGGCGGCCGAUCGCAAGGAGAAGACUGUCCUGGCGAAGCGCAUGAAGGUUUGGGAGCGUCGCCUGAUGAAGGACUUCCAGGUGGCCCCGAUAGACGUGCAGAACGAAUUGGCCGAAGAGGACGAGGAAGCGCAAGAGGACGCCAAUCCGUUGGCCAAGUUCCGACGCGUGGCGAAGAAGGUCGCAACCCAAACGGCCUCGGCCAAGUGGGGCCAGGUCAUGUCCGGGGUAGGAAUUGAAACCAACUCGCAGAUUGGCCGAUGUCGCAACCGGGACAGCUUCAAGCAGCAACAGCAGCUCCAGAAGGCCAUGCACGAGGCACGCCGGUUGGUUGAGCGAAGUCCGUUGCCACGAUCCCGAAGUGCUUCACCGUCGAUCAACGGAUACGCGGACGAGACGACCAACACGUUGGCGAUGCUGAUCAACCAGUUGGCCGAGGAAACUGGAGGCUCCGUCGUUUCUCCGUAUGCCACCCUGAGACCGGAUGACCAUGGUCAACGUUCCGUUACCCCGUUGGAUCUGCUGACCGCUCAGCUGCAGGUUGCUCUCAGCAAGAACCCUUCGCCGAUGAUGAUGAGAGGAUCGCCGAAACCAGGAGAUAAAUCUCCGGCCAACAAGGCCGGUACCCGUUCUCCAGCUCCACCAACGAUGGCUUCAAUUGUGGGCAGUUCGCCAACAUCUCCGGAACCGUGCAACGAUAAAAAGAUUACUUCCCUUGAUGUGAGAUCCCCACCAAAGGUCAUGUCGCCUCCCCCAGCUAAGAAUCCUCCAAUGUCCCCACCACCGGCCAUUCACGUGACUUCCGACAUACCUCACCCCUUCAAGAAGGCCGGUUCCAAGGACAGUUUCGAUUCUAUUCCCUCGGUUGAGAUCAAGGGCCCAACUCCGGCCCCAUCCAAACCAGCUUCCCCGGCAAAGGCUAAAUCUCCACCACCUCCUCAACCCUCGGCCCCGGUCGUCGCUGCCGAUCAACCGGCGGCCACCGUUGUCCAUGCCGACGAUCCGUCACCACUCGUCUCAGGUGUCAACUCACCGCCGAAGGUCGUCAAACGUAAGUCGGCUGCCCCAGCAGCCCCCGAAUCCUCCAGCGACAUCUCGGUGUCCCGCCCGGUGGCCAGUAAACCACAACCCGGCCAAGGAAUGAUCCCACCACCACCCUCCAAAGAGGAACCAGCCCUCGUGAUCCCAACCCUAUCAACCACCCCAGCUACACCCCUGCCCGUCCCCAAGAACCUGGGAGCGAUCCCAAAGACCCCACAAUCCCCGCCAGUAAAGGCUAAAUCUCCGUCGCCGCCGCCGCCACCGGCCUUCAAGGUGGACACGAUGGCCGACCAGCAGAUACCGUCGGACGUCAACUCCAGCUUGGAGCAGCUCGUGCCGGCCGGAACAGUGGAGACCGCUCCGCCGUCGCCGACGUGUCUCCGUCCCAUAAACAAGAUUGAGGACGUGAAGACCAUCAAACGGCAACCCAAGAGCGGAUGGCUGUAAAACUAAACCGUUGACAUUGUUGUACUACUGUGACUACUUUUAUUCUGUGAAAUUUGAUAUUAGAAAAGUGAUUUUGAGGUGCCAUUCGAGAUGCCAAAGAAAGUGAUUAGAACAGUGUGAAAUAAUGAAGAACUGUGAAGAGAAGGAAUUGUUUUUAUACUAUUUACUAGGUGUUAUCAUGAAAUAUUCCUUCAAAUGAUUGUAUCGAUAUCUGGCAAUAAAUAGAAAAUAUUUAAUGAUAA